AUGCAAGCGGAGCUCAAGGCGCACGCCGAUAACGGGUCCUGGACACUGGUACCAAAACGGCAAGACAUUCGACCAAUCGGGUGCAGAUGGAUAUUCGCUAAGAAGCGAAACGAACACGGACAAGUGGUGCGCUACAAAGCUCGACUCGUCGCAAAGGGGUUCAAGCAGAAAUUCGGUGUCGACUUCUUCGAGACGUACUCUCCCGUGGCAAACAUGAACUUGAUCAGGGUUGUGCUAGCUGUGGUGGUGACAAAGGGAUACGUCACUGAGCAGCUGGACGUAGACACGGCGUUCUUGAACAGUGAUCUCAAGGAAGAGGUGUACAUGGAAGUGCCAAAUGGCAUAGCUAAUGCGGAGAAGAUGAUGUGCAAGUUGGACAAGGCAAUCUACGGUCUCAAGCAGGCUGCAAGUGCGUGGAACAAGACAAUCCAUGCUGUAUUCUUACAGAUCGGAUUUCGUAGCAGCAGAGCAGAUUAA
Molecule: messenger RNA, 477 nt
Organism: Peronospora matthiolae
Lineage: Eukaryota; Oomycota; Peronosporomycetes; Peronosporales; Peronosporaceae
Source: the annotation of a GenBank genome assembly